This is a messenger RNA of Bradysia coprophila, 822 nucleotides long. RefSeq names its product microfibril-associated glycoprotein 4-like. The record is from RefSeq and is a predicted model, not a curated record. Lineage: Eukaryota; Metazoa; Arthropoda; Insecta; Diptera; Sciaridae.
AUGAAUAGAAAUCUAAUUAUUUUGCUACUUAUUGGUAGUUCAGUUGCUGGUCAAUCAGCUAGAGUUUUUGGUCAAGUGUUCGAAGAGAAUACUGAGCAAAGUCAAUUACAAUUAGGUCAGCGUCCAUUCAACUAUUUCAACGAUUGUGAAGAUGCACUGAAGAAAGGAUUUAAAAUGAGUGGCGUUUAUCAUAUAAAGCCGAAAGCUUCGUUUAGACCAUUUCGAGUGUGGUGCGACAUGGAAACGGAUGGCGGCGGAUGGACUCUCAUUCAAGCUAGAUUUGAUGGGCUGAUUGACUUUUUUAGAAACUGGGUUGCAUAUCGGAAUGGAUUUGGUAGCGUUGAUAGUGAACACUGGCUCGGAAAUAACUUUAUGCACCAAAUAACCGAAAAUAAUGAUUAUCAGUUGAAAAUUGAAGUGACUGGUUUUCUAGAGAACGAAUUUGCUUUUGCCAAAUAUUCACCGUUCCGAAUUGGCUCGGAGGACGAAAACUAUAAACUCUACGUCGGGAAUUUUACUGGUGAGGGACAAAUUAGUGAUUCUCUAACGUAUCAUAAUGGAUCUAUGUUCACAACAACUGACAAACAUAACGAUGGUUACGUGUUUAAUUGUGCUACUAGGUUUAAAAGUGCUUGGUGGUUUCGUUCAUGUUUCUUUGUUAAUCUUAAUGGAAUUUGGAUGAGUAAACACCGUUCACUUGCAUCCAGAGGUUCACAAUCGCCUGAUAAUCAAAAUGGAGUAAAUUAUCGGCAAGCUUUCAACGACGAUUUUUACAGUUUAAAAAGCGUUGAAAUGAAAGUGAGACGGAUGCGACCAGCGUGA